CUGGUCACCAAGUUCCUGCAGCUGAUGAAGGAGGAGAAGAGCUUUGAACCUAACCGGUACCUGGUGGUCUCGGUGGCCAACGUCAUCUGUGCCAUGUGCUUUGGCAAGCGCUACGAGCACAAUGACCAGGAGCUGCUCAGCUUGGUGAAUUCAGCUGAGCAGUUUGAUGCCGUGGCUGGUGCUGGCUACCCUGCUGACUUCAUCCCCCUGCUCCGGUACCUUCCCAGCCGCAGCAUGAAAGCGUUUAUAGAUUUCAACAAGUCCUUCCUCAGCUUCCUCCAGAAGAUAGUCAAAGAACAUUACGAGACCUAUGAUGAGAACAACAUCCGAGACAUCACCGACUCCCUCAUUGAGCAGUGCCUGGAGAAAAAAGUGGAAAAAACCACUGCCACACAGAUCCCUAAGGAGAAGAUCGUCAACCUCGUGAAUGACAUCUUUGGAGCAGGCUUCGACACAGUGACAACUGCCUUAUCCUGGAGCCUCUUGUAUCUUGUGACGUACCCUGACAUCCAGAAGAGGAUCCAGAAAGAACUGGACCAGACCAUUGGCCGGGAGAGGAGACCUCGGCUGUCGGACCGGGGCACGCUGCCUUACACAGAAGCCUUUAUCCUGGAGGUGUUCAGGCACUCCUCCUUCCUGCCCUUCACCAUCCCACACAGCACAACUAAGGACACGGUGUUGAAUGGCUACUACAUCCCAAAGGACCACUGCGUGUUUAUCAACCAGUGGCAAGUGAAUCAUGACGAGAAACUUUGGAAGGAUCCAGAAACCUUCAACCCAGAGCGUUUUCUCAGUGCUGAUGGAACCAAAGUGAACAAAGAAGAGGGGGAGAAGGUGCUGCUUUUUGGCCUGGGGAAAAGGAAGUGCCCUGGGGAAACCAUUGCCAGGUGGGAGGUCUUCCUGUUCCUGUCCACCUUGCUCCAGCAGCUGGAGUUCAGUGUCUGCAAUGGCAAGAAGGUGGACAUGACUCCAAUUUUUGGAUUGACCUUGAGGCACAAAAGGUGUGAGCACUUCCAGGUCAAGCAGCGCUUCCCCAUGAAGAGCAGAAACUGAGCAGUGGGACCAGACAUCACCAGGGGGCAAAGACCUGAGUGUCCCUGUGGCAGAGCUGGGUCUGGUACACUGUACAGGAUGAUGUAAUAAACUGAAGCUAUUGAAACUCC
Molecule: messenger RNA, 1163 nt
Organism: Corapipo altera (White-ruffed manakin)
Lineage: Eukaryota; Metazoa; Chordata; Aves; Passeriformes; Pipridae
Product: cytochrome P450 1A5-like
Exons: 6
Biological process (GO): hormone biosynthetic process; progesterone metabolic process
Molecular function (GO): iron ion binding; oxidoreductase activity, acting on paired donors, with incorporation or reduction of molecular oxygen, reduced flavin or flavoprotein as one donor, and incorporation of one atom of oxygen; steroid 17-alpha-monooxygenase activity
Source: RefSeq, a predicted model, not a curated record